GCUGAUGGUUCAGGAUGGGAAACCAAAGACCGAACUGCAGAUGGCUCGUGAGCAAAAGAGAAUUGAAAAGGAGAAAGAAAAGGCAGCCAAACAGGCAAAGGCUGCAGUUGCUAAAGGGAUGAAGAGAGAAAAUUGGAUGGAUUACAUGCAAGUGCUGAUAGACUCAAAAAUUGCUGAGGACAAAGGAGGAACGGAAAUGCUAACAACUCUGGAGCUGGAAGGGAUGAAAUGUGACGUGAUCAGUCAGCCGUUACCGAACACAAUCUCUUUUAUUAGAUUUGAGCUCAGCGCUGACGAUGGUAUUGUCUCCAAAACUAAAAUUUUUGAGGAUACAGUUCUGUUAGUAGAACAAGCAGAAACAGUGGCCGCACACGUGCAAAGUGAUAACUUAGUCACACACGUGCGACAAUGCAUUUCUAUACUCUCAGAACACGUCACCUGCACAGUUACCCUUCUUGUGCUGGGUUUUGAUAAACUCAUGAAGUCUAAACGAAAAGGAACGAUAAAUAGACUUGAUUGGGAGCAGGGAGUGGUUGCGUUGCAAAUGGAGCUCAAUGUUUCAACUUACAUUAUCAAAGACACAGCACAAUUGGUAGAUAACGUGAGAAUGUACUGUAAAGCUCUGGGAGAACGGCCCCACAAACUAAAACACCACAAAGACCUGUUUAUCGGAACCUCUAAAACCCCCCUAUUCGUUGACAGAGAGGGUGGGGGCUACCUGCAAGUCUUCAUAGCUCAACUCCAAGAUAUCAGAUCCGUUAACGAAGCUGUAGCUACUGCAGUUGCUCAGCAGUACCCCUCUCCGGUUAUAUUAUCUAAUUAUAUAGACUCUACUGAUAAGGACACUGUUAUCAAUACUCUGGCUGGUAUACCUGUUAGGAGAGGUGUUGGAACGUUAGCCAACGUAAGGAGGGUUGGACCUGAGGCUGCCAAGAGGAUUGUACUCUUCUACAGCUCUUCUGAUCCUCUACAAGAGAUAGUGUAGCGGAGUAAUGUCACGUGGUGUGACGUCACCUCACGUGGUGUGACGUCACCUCACGUGGUGUGACGUCACCCACCCCACGUAGUGCGAGGUCCAGGCUCGUGGUUAUGGUGUAGUCGCUCUGUACUGCUUGCAGUUACAUAAUAUAGAAGAUAUCAACACACAAAAUGAAAUACAACACUGCAAAUUUGCAGUUUGAACUUUUUAAAUUUUAAGAAGUUUUAUUUUUAGCUUUCUAACUUAUUCUUAUUUAUUAAAUUGUUAUCUAAGUGUGUACGGUUGAGAGAAGUGUAUUUUUACAAAUAUCAUAAUUUUGUUCUUUUUCUCGGCUUAUUUUUAACACUUGACUGAUCUAAGAUUUAUUGAUUUGUAAAUUAUUAGAUUCUUUUUCCAUUAA
Bolinopsis microptera is the source of this 1379-nucleotide messenger RNA. RefSeq names its product crossover junction endonuclease EME1-like. Gene Ontology annotation, molecular function: crossover junction DNA endonuclease activity. NCBI's taxonomy places the organism in Eukaryota, Metazoa, Ctenophora, Tentaculata, Lobata, Bolinopsidae. The record is from RefSeq and is a predicted model, not a curated record. The transcript is spliced from 7 exons. Gene Ontology annotation, biological process: resolution of meiotic recombination intermediates; double-strand break repair; mitotic intra-S DNA damage checkpoint signaling. Gene Ontology annotation, cellular component: nucleus; Holliday junction resolvase complex. The coding region runs from base 5 to 985 and encodes 326 amino acids.